Molecule: messenger RNA, 4684 nt
Organism: Lutra lutra (Eurasian river otter)
Lineage: Eukaryota; Metazoa; Chordata; Mammalia; Carnivora; Mustelidae
Product: zinc finger protein 543-like
Exons: 4
Coding region: 1952-4204 (750 amino acids)
Biological process (GO): regulation of transcription by RNA polymerase II
Cellular component (GO): nucleus
Molecular function (GO): RNA polymerase II transcription regulatory region sequence-specific DNA binding; DNA-binding transcription factor activity, RNA polymerase II-specific
Source: RefSeq, a predicted model, not a curated record
GAUGCUCUUAGCAUUGCUGCCCCUCUGCUGCGGCGGCUCCUGGGCGCCUGCAGGCCAAGGAUGCCCUUCGGUUUCAUUUUCUCCUUGUCGUUUGUUGACAGCAAGUGGCUGGCGUGUCCCUUGAUCCGUAGUGCUGCAGCUGUGGCGGAUCUCGGGCGGUGCUCAGUCUAGGCACGAAGGAUGAGAAGUGCUGGCUUCCAAGGGCUCCCUCGCUUACUAAUCCCGCCCUCUGCCAUGACCUGCAGGGGCCUACCCGUGCCCCCGCCGACCUCCUCUGGCCUUUCGGGCUGUACCAGCCUGACCAUGCUAGGUUCUCCUUCACCACCAGCCUUUGUCCCUGCACUGGCCUUUGCCUGGGAUACUCCCCCUGUGACGUUUCAGGGCCUCCCUCUCACAUCCUCUGGCCUCUGCUCAGAUGUCACUCGCUUGGAGAGAAUGUUCAUAGCAGUUCAGCCGAAAUGGGCCCUUCCCUGCUUGCCCAUCAUCCGGCAUUGUUGUGUAGGGUGCCUGGCAAAAUUAAACAAGGGACUGUGGUUGAAUUUGUCUAGGAUGUGGUGGGAGCAAAGCGAGACCAGUAACAGGAGAUGCGCGAUAGCUGACCUCCACUCGUUCUUGCUGUGGGCUGACAGCAUAACCUAUCACCUCACUUAAUCCUCGGCUCCUCUGAGUUGAGUUGUGUUGUUAUCUCUGUUUUGCACAAGAACACCUUGAGGCUCAGAGGUUUAGUGCUCCAACUCACUGCAGCUCUUAAGUAGCAGAAACAACCAGUGUGUUGACCACCCCAGCCUGCAUUUUUACUCUUUUCUCUACAAAAAGCAGACAGGGAUACCUGGAGGUGACACCUGAAGUCAACUUUGUAAGCCAAGCAGGCUUCCGUACAGGCCUUGGGCAUGACGUGGGGAUAUGGCAUUUUAGCAAGUGGAAAUGUGUGGACACAAAGGGUAGAUUGGUUGUUUAAGGCGUCCCCAGGGUUCCGGUGUGAUUUCCAUGGCUCCUCUAUCCCUGUCUGCUGAGACAUAACCCUGGGAGGGCCAGACUGUGGGUCAUGUGCUGGAUGUUCCAUCAUACUCUCACCCGUGACAGACACUGUGACAAAUCAAAGGCUCUUGUCAUGGCCAAAGCCCGCAUUGUCCUCAGUAACUUCUAUUUUCUGGGCCUGAAGUAUUUUCUCCUCGGCAAUAUGUGCUGUUGAAACUCAGGUGGUUGGGGUGGGGGGUUUAAGUUCCUUCACAGUUGCCAAAGCCAGAGGGUGAGGGGAAGACUCAUGUAGGAAAAAGAAACAGUGACUCAUUGUGGAUUCUCCUUGGUAGUCUCUGAGGAGCAGAAGGCAGUGGGACCCGAUCCAGGCCCUGCCACUUCCCAGGCAGGUUCCACCACCUCAGGUGAUGGUCCUGUGAGGUGGGUGACGAGCUGCGCCUCUGCCCAUGUCCGCAGAAUUAUGUUCAAUGAUGGCUGAAACGAAUGUGGCUGGGAAAUUUAUAUGAAGUUCCCCACAUCUUCAUUGACUCCUUUACUAAUGGAGGAGUGUCAGGAUUAUGCCAUUAGACCCUAGACCAGAGGGACCAGAGGGAUCUCAGUUCAGAGCCUGCCUCUCCUCAUACCACAUGUGAACUGUGGAUGAACUACUGAAGCCCCCUGGACCUCAGGGCCCUGACUAGCAGGAACGUGGUAAUGAUACUGACUUCACAGGCUGUGGCUAGUCACCCCAGUGUUUCUUUUACAAAGAUUUUUUCUUUAACUCUCAUACUCUUACUGCUGGGUGAGAUUUACUGUAUUAAUCCAGAAAUUGAGGCUCAGAGAAAUGACAUAAGGCUCCUAAGUUCACAUGCAGGCAAGUGUUGAUUCUAAGACGUGGGAUUCAAACCUCAGGAUUAUGGCUUCAGAGCUGGGGACAUUCACAUUAGCAGGACAGGAAGCGCAUCGGCACGAGUCAGGCGCACAGUGAAGAUCGAUGCCUGUGACCUUCGAUGAUGUGGCGGUGACUUUUACCCGGGAGGAGUGGAGACAGCUGGACCCGGCCCAGAGGACCCUGUACCAGGAAGUGAUGCUGGAGACGUGUGGGCUCCUGGUCUCUCUGGGCUGCCCUUUGCCCAAACCAGAGCUGAUCUGCGCCUUGGAUCACAGUCCAGAGUUAGGGACAUUGAAGAGAGGCCUCUCCCCUAACUCCUGCCCAGGUGACACCACAAAACCUGAGACCCCAGAGCUUUCCCUUUCUCACCUUGCCUUGUCUGAGGAAGUCUCACCACAGGAACAACAGGCUCAGCAGGCUCUGCGGGGCUCCCAGUUGGGGCAAGGCAGGAGUCAGGAUUGGCCAUCGGAAAUGCUGGAAGGCCAGUUGAAACCAGGGAUAGACCCCCAAACGGAGAAGCUCCCUGGGAACAUGAAGCCUAAACAUGAUGGUUUAGGGACAGAUGAUGGUCUACACUCAAGGACUGUACAGCAGCCUAUCCCUGCAGGACAUGUUCUCCACGGUUAUGAUUCACAGGGACUACUGAAAGAUCCCUUGAUUCACGAAGGGAAACGUCCCUAUCACUGUGAGGAACGACAGAAAGUGUUUACCAAGAAUUGCUUUCUUGUGCGACGUGAGCAGAUUUCCACUGGAGCAAAGUCCUAUGAAUGCAUCGAGUGUGGGAAGACUUUUAGCAAGAGCACACACCUCCUGCAGCACCGCAUGAUCCACACGGGGGAGCGGCCCUACGAGUGCGUGGAGUGCGGGAAGGCCUUCAACCGCAGGUCACACCUCACGAGGCACCAGCGGAUUCACACUGGAGAGAAGCCUUAUAAGUGCAGUGAAUGUGGGAAGGCCUUCACCCACCGCUCCAAUCUAGUCUUGCAUAACAGGAGCCACACUGGAGAAAAGCCCUUUGUGUGCAAAGAAUGUGGGAAAGCCUUCCGUGAUAAGACAGGUUUCCUUCGGCACUACAUCAUCCACACAGGAGAGAAGCCCUUUGAGUGCAUGGAGUGUGGGAAGGCCUUCAACCGCAGGUCACACCUCACGUGGCACCAGCAGAUUCACACCGGAGUGAGACCCUUUGAAUGCAAUGAAUGUGGGAAAGCCUUUUGCGAUAGCACGGACCUCAUUCAGCACUACGUCAUCCACACGGGAGAGAAGCCAUACAAGUGCCUCGAGUGUGGGAAGGCCUUCUACCGCCGGUCACACCUCAAGCAGCACCAGCGGAGUCACACUGGGGAGAAGCCCUAUGUGUGCGGUGAGUGUGGAAAGGCCUUCACCCACUGCUCUACUUUCAUCUUGCACAAAAGGGCCCACACUGGAGAAAAACCCUACGAGUGCAAGGAAUGUGGGAAAGCCUUUAGCAAUCGAUCAGACCUCAUCCGACACUUCAGCAUCCACACGGAGGAGAAACCCUACGAGUGCACGGAGUGUAGGAAGGCCUUCAACCGCCGGUCAUACCUCACGAGACACCAGCGGAUUCACAGUGGAGAGAAGCCCUAUGAAUGCGUGGAGUGCGGUAAAGCCUUUUGCCAGAGGGCAAACCUCAUUCGACAUGCUAUCAUCCACACUGGAGAGAAGCCCUAUGAGUGCAACGAGUGUGGAAAGGCCUUUACGUACUGCUACACUUUUAUCUUGCAUAAAAGGGCUCACAUUGGAGAAAAACCUUUUGAGUGUAAAGAAUGUGGGAGAGCCUUCAGCACUAAGAAAGACCUCAUUCGACACAUCAGCAUCCAUGCUGGAGAGAAGCCCUAUGAGUGCACAGAGUGCGGGAAGGCCUUCAACCGCCGGUCAGGGCUCACGAGGCACCAGCGGAUUCACAGUGGAGAGAAGCCCUAUGAAUGCAUGGAGUGUGGGAAAUCCUUCUGCUGGAGCACCAGUCUCAUCCGACACUCUAUCAUCCACACCGGAGAGAAGCCCUAUGAGUGCAGUGAGUGUGGGAAAGCCUUUAGUCGCAGCUCGUCCCUCACUCAGCAUCAGAGGAUUCAUACUGGGAGAAACCCUGUCCGUGUAACCGAAGUGGGAAGACCCUUCACGAGCGGGCAGUCCUCAGUCAACCACCAAGAGCUCCUGUUGGGGAAAGACUUCUUGAAUGUAACCACUGAGGAAACUUCUCAGAAUCUGAUCAUUCAUACCAAAGAGAACCCCCUCAGUUUCCUUCCCGAUGAGAAACCCUCUGUUGCAGGACAUCAUUUGUCAUCUGAGGAGUCAGACUGGAAACUUACCCUAUCUGGAGCCUUAUCCUGCAUCUGAGAAUUCAUCCAGGAGUGUGAUCCAAUCAUUCUCAUGCACUUAGUGUAACCAUCAGCCACAUCUUUCUCCUCAGUUUACACUGAAAAAUUAUCUCAGGGAUAUUUAAACAAAGGAGGAAAAGACAUAAAAGAGAAAGAAAUACAAGCUUGGCUUCUUUCAGACUUCUGUUAUAAGCCGAUGGCAGUUUGUUUUUCUUAUCUCAUUUGGGAAAGGGGAUGAUGUUGUUUCAGAGUUCACAGAGCCUUGUCCCCUCUUUCUUAUGUAUGUGUCCACUGCUGUCCAUUUCAGGACAGUUGGACAUUUAAGGUGUGUCUAAAAACGUUUAUUGAAAGCCUUUGUUCUGCAGCUUUGUCUCUACCCUUGAGUAGCAUAAGUCUUAAUGAGAAAUAUAAAGGCUUGGGACGCCUGGGUGGCUCAGUUGGUUGGGCGGCUGCCUUCGGCUCAGGUCAUGAUCCCAGCGUCCUGGGAUCGAGUCCCACA